AUGGAUCGACACGGUGGAUCACAGCUCUAUUCCAACGUCGCCAUUCCUCCGACAUCGCGGUGCAUCCGGCUCCUGGAAAUUGAAGCUGCAGUGAAUGGAGAGGGUGGUGUCGACGUAUUACAGCCCCUGGCAGGCCGUUUGCGAUUGGCAAACCUAGACGACAACCCUUCGUUUGUUUCGCUAUCCUAUGUUUGGGGCAAGGGGACCUCCAGCCACUAUAUUGUCUGCCAACCCGGUAACUGCUUGGUAAAUAUCCCCUGGAACUGUUUCAGAGGGUUGCAGCAAGUCACCCGUCGCUUUGGUAAAGUAUCCAUCUGGGUAGACUCGAUAUGCAUCAACCAGAAUGACGACGAGGAGAAAAUCCAUCAGAUCCCCUUGAUGAGAGAUAUAUAUAGCAUGGCCACCUGUGUUUACGUCUGGUUAGGCGACGGCAACAAAGCAUCAGAUCGAGCUCUUAGAUUUCUCAAGAGGCAGGCUCGGUUCGGUACGAGACUUCCUUUGGCCAUCGUGCGGGCGCAGUCUGAUGAUGAAUACCGGGAUGCUCUGCGGCAGUAUAAGCGUGCUUCCUGGCGAGACAUGAUUUUUCGUUUCUCUUUAUCGCCUCUAUGGACGAGAAAGGUCGACUUGGACGUGAUCCUUCGCAGCCCGUGGGUGUUCCGAUGCUGGACUUUCCAGGAGUUCCUCUUGGCGCGAGACAUGAUCUUCCUCUGCGGAGAAGAAACUAUUAUAUGGGAGGAAUUGGCAAACGCAAUCUGUUUCCGCCACGAGGACAGCUACUUUGUGAGGUCAAAGCCGAUCAACGAGGUCACUUUUGAGCAGUGGUGGCCCCUGGUCACGCUUUGGUUCAACUUCUCUCGAAGUAGCCUGCGUUCAUGGCCUCGGCAAGGGAGAGAUCAAGAACAGGUAAAGUCUAUCCAAGAGGGAGUCAAAACUGUAUGGAGUGCGUCUAGAUAUGGCCCAGCAAACCAAUUACACGUGUUCUGUAUAAUUUCCAGUGUGUUGGUUGGUGCUGCCCUCGUGGCGCUCUACUGGGCUGUAUGGAAGGGCGCAGAGACUGGAAUAGAUGAGCCUGGACGGUUCGGCUUCUUCUGGCUCUUCGGCAGCCUCAUCUACUUGAGCCUGUCGAUAAACCUAGUCAAGAUAUGGAGACAGCUCGUGAUUGGGCUUGACCAGAAGUGGGCGAGAGCAGACAAUGCAGACGGCGAGAUCCGUGCCCGCGUCAUCGAUGGCGUCCGUUCGGCAUUGAAGAACCGCGACUGCUUGGAUCAUCACGAUAAGUCAUUCUCUUUGCACGGGGUCCUCGACAUCUGUAACGUCACGCCGAGCAAUCCAGAUUACGGGCGCCCGGUGGGCGAGACCUACCACGUCCUCAUGCAGGAGCUCAUCGCCUGGGAUGCCCAGGCGCUCGUCAUGAUCCUUGAUGCUGGAAAGCCUCCACAGCUAGCACCAUCUUGGGUCCCCAACUGGUCCGAGAGCGGCCCUAGCGAGUGGCUCGUAUCGCAGUAUCGCACACGCACGGGGGCGAGUGGCCCAAACGCAGCAUAUCCAAGUCUACCCGGAGACGUCAGUGUUGUGGGCAACACCGUCCUUCGGCUUCAGGGGAAGCGCGUGGGCACAGUCACGUUCAGUACAGACCUGCUCUUCCCGGCCGAGGGUAGUACCCCCCAAGUGCAGCCAGUCCUUGGCCGGGACCUGUUGGUAUCUGCACUGUUUCGCCUUGUGCAAUUCUUCGCAUAUGUAGGGGACGCAACGCGUCACGGCCUGCUUAGCAAUGACGCAAACAUUACAAUAUUCGCCGUACUUGAAGGGCUGAUUCGAAUACAAGGGGCGAGAUCUAAGCAAAGUAGUAGUGGCAUGAUGCAAUUCACAGUGCCGCUGCCGGCUUGGGAGGGCCCAUAUGACUUUACCAAGGAGAAGAGAGAGUUCUGGAGGUUGACUGAGUUGCUCAAGGUGAUUGAAGCUGCAUUGCCGAGCUUGAAUGUCGAAUCGGAAGAAGGAUCCAGAGAUGCGACUGUCCAGCUGUUUGAACAGAUUGCGGGCUGGGCUUAUAUAGGAAAUUACUUCCUUCGGCUGGUGAAGAUUUUGGUUGAGCAGAAGAGAGGCCUUUAUGUCUUGUCGGGUGGGCUUGCAGGAACAGGCCCUCUUGGAGCCUCUGUUGGAGACGAAGUCUUCGUGCUCCCCGGUAUUCCGACUCCUAUGGUGUUGAGAAAAUCAGAUAAUGGCCGCGGUUGGACAGUCGUUGGGGCGACACUUGUGCACAGUAUCAUGUACGAUCAGUUAUAUAGUAUUAGAAAUGGUUAUGAGGUUAUAGAUCUCUAUUGA
This is a messenger RNA of Clonostachys rhizophaga, 2322 nucleotides long. NCBI's taxonomy places the organism in Eukaryota, Fungi, Ascomycota, Sordariomycetes, Hypocreales, Bionectriaceae. The record is from the annotation of a GenBank genome assembly.